AGUUAACAUUCUUAUAUUCAUUUUUGGUGUGUAAAUGGACAAACAACAACAAUACAAACGUGUAUUUAGCCAUUUGGACAAAAAUGGUGACGGCAAACUAUCGCCACCGGAGCUCCAAGUUUGCAUGGGGAAGAUCGGUGAAGAGUUGUCGUUGGAGGAGGCGGAGAUGGUGGCACAGUUGAUGGACUCUGACGGUGAUGGGUUGUUGAGCUUCGACGAUUUGGUUAAAGUGGUUGAAGGCGCAAAUGAGGAUGAGAGAGUGAAUGACUUAAAAAUGGCUUUUAAGAUGUACGAAGAAAAAGAGGGUUGUGGUUGUAUAACUCCCAAAAGUUUGAGGAGAAUGCUUAGUAAAUUAGGCGAGUCGCGAACCGUCGACGAGUGUGAGUUGAUGAUUACGACGUUCGACCUCGAUGGCAAUGGGGUCGUUGAUUUCGAAGAGUUUCAUCACAUGAUGGCAUGCUCGUGAGUGUUAUACUAAUUGAUUCAACGUACAAAACAGAUGGUUGCAUGCAUGGCAUGAUUAACUGAGAUAUAUAUAUUUAAUUUAUUUGUUAUUUCAUUCUUCUACGGAUCAUAGUUGUUCCUGUGAUUACUGACUGCAUUGUGUGUUGUUUUGUAUUAAUCCUCGAGUUGUAAAUAUCCUUUUUGCAGUUAGUUGUAUAUAUACCAUUCUUAUAUGUUGUA
Helianthus annuus (common sunflower) is the source of this 684-nucleotide messenger RNA. Its product is annotated as calcium-binding protein CML38. Gene Ontology annotation, molecular function: calcium ion binding. The coding region runs from base 35 to 466 and encodes 143 amino acids. The record is from RefSeq and is a predicted model, not a curated record. The transcript has a single exon. Lineage: Eukaryota; Viridiplantae; Streptophyta; Magnoliopsida; Asterales; Asteraceae.